AUGGAUGCAGAAGCAGGGCCGAGCCGACCAUCCGGGCGGCGCUCCACACGCGUUGCGGCCCGUUCCAACGACGAUGCGUAUGACUAUUCCAAGCUGGUCGGGAUGGAUGUGGACGGAGACGACGAGGACGCCGAGUUUGGAGCUCUUGCUCUCGGCGGCUUUGACGACGAUGACUCCGAUGUCAGCAAUCCUGACUGGGAGCAAGAUGAAGACUCGGAUGCCGGCGAACCGGCUGCUGCCAGCCUACAGAAGCCACCAAGCAAGGCUCGAAACGGUGCGAAGAAUGGCCGGCACAAGUCAGCAGCGACACAUGCGACGGCGCAGAGCAGACCGGACGGCAGCGACGAUGAUUCGACGGAUGACGAUGACGAAGACGACGAUGCCGCCAGAGACGAGAUGGACAUGGACGCGCUCGAUCCGGCACUGUUUGGCGAAGCAGGCGCUUCCCAACCGAGGCGGCCGCUCAUAGAGGGCGACGAAGAAGACUUUGAGCCAGAGUCCUUUCAUCGACUGGUGAGCUCGCUGCAAGAUACAUCGCGAGAAGCAGGCGCACUGCGCCAGCAAUGGGAUACCUCGAUCGAGGCCGAAAACGCCGAGUUCGAAAAUGAGCUGCGUGCCGCCGCCGGCUUCAAGCAGAAGCGGCGCGUGCGUCGCAAAGCGCACGAGCAGCCUCUCUCUGCCGAAGUGCAGGCGCUCAUGGCCGAAGUCAACCUGGCAUACGUUGAGAACCGCCUGCACGACGCGAUUCCCAAGCUCGAAGAAGUGAUCCGCAUCGAGCCCUCGGUCAUGGCGGCCUGGAACACGCUCGGCCUCAUCUACGAGGAGCUGGGAGAGGAAGAGAAGAGCAUCCAGUCGCGCAUCAUUGGCGCACAUCUGCAGCCGCGCGCCAACGCCGAGUGGAAGACACUCGCAUAUCGCUCCAUCAAACAGACGCUGUACCGCCAGGCGAUCUACUGCUUCCAACAGGCGAUCAAGAUCGACAAGACGGACGUGGACAGCAUCUGGGAUCGUGCGCUGCUGCUGCGCGACCUCGGCGAUCACAAGGCGGCAAUCAGUGGCAUGCUCGACAUCCUCAAGCUGCAGCCGUACGACGCGUCGGUGGUGCGCGAGCUCGUGCCCAUGCUCGUCAGCACCCGCGACUACGACCGCGGCAUCGAGGUGCUCGAGCGCUGGCGCACCUCGAGCAUGCAGGCGUACCCAGACCCCGCCGGCGGUCUGCCCCUCGAUCCGGAACUGUUCGCAGAUGCAGGUUCAACGGGCCCGCAGUCUUCCGCACCGACAUUCAACAACUUCAACAUCUCGGAACUCGUCACGCUCGCCGACCUUUUGCUGUUGAUGCGCAAGCCCCUCGAGACGAUCAGUGUGCUGCGCCAGACGGCACGCUGGCUCGACGGACGCAAGAGCGAGGACUUUUGGGACGCUGUAGACGACGACCGGGAGUUCGACGGCGACAUCGACCCACAGAUCCGCAAGGAGCGCGACAACGAGGGCUACGGGCGCCAGGUGGAGACCGCACAGCCGCACCUGCUGGAUCCCGAGAUUCGCUUGCGGCUGGGCAAGGCGCGCAUGAUGCUUGGCGACGUGGUCGAGGCCAAGCACCACUUUGACGUGCUCACCGAGGGCGACCCCGGCGACCUGCCGCAGAUCUUCGCCGAGGUGGGCGACUGCUACUACGAGCACAAGCUGUGGGCCGAGGCGCUCGACGUGCUCACCGAUCUCGCCAGCACCGAGUAUGCCACGGAGGACGUGUCGCUGUACGCCAAGCUGGCGGCGUGCAACCAUGCGCUCGGCGAGCUCGAGGAGGCGGCGCGGCUGUACGAGCCCGUCGUCGAGGCGGCACCGGACACGCUCGAGUGGCAGAUGCGCCUCGCCGAGGUGUACGAGGGCCUGGGCGACAAGGAGAAGUCGCUCGAGGUGCUGCGGCGCGUAAUGCAGAUCCUGCAGUCGCAGCGGUCCGCCGAUGAACAGCUGGGACAGGCAGCGUCGAGCGCAGCUGCGGAAUCCCCCUCUGGCGGCGCUCUGUCGUUCUUUGACGAGAUCGGCGAGCCCGCGGCACCCAAGGCUGCGCCAGCGGCCAAGCGUGCGCGCAUGAACUACAACCGGCAGCAGCGGCUCAAGUUGGAGCUGCAGCGCGAGCAGGAGACGCAGCUCUCGUGGCGGCGGCUUGAGCUGCUCGAGCCGCACGUUUUCAUCGAUGGCUUCUGGCGCUACGACGUGGCCGUGAGCAAGGAAGCCGAGGAGAGCCUGGGCAGCUUCUACGCGACGAGCGAGAGCGUCGAGGAGCGCGAGAAGCGAUGCCGCCAGACGGCGCAGUGGGUGGAGGAAGCGGGUGGACUCAUCGACGCCUUCCGGCUGCACCCGCGCCUCAACGGCUUGAACCUCAAGAAGAAGCGCUGGGGCGGUGCGAACACUAGCCGAGCCAAGGCGAAGAAGCGGCGGUCGGAGGCGAGGCCGAUGCAGACGACGCUGGCGAGCAUGCUGUCGCAGCGCGGCGGGCCGAACGCGAUCUCUACGCAGGCGCGCAAUCUGCUGCACCGUCUGCAGGACUCGUUGGUCGAGGACGACGGUGCUUCGGACCUGCACGACGGCUCUGAAGCAGGCGAUCUGGACGGCGCCAAGCCCAAAGCCGAGCCGGGACCGAAGCAGCUGGACAUGGCCAAGUUCCGCGGGCUUUCGAUCGAGCAGUGGAUUGCGCUGUUUGCCAAGUACGCCUUUCUGCUUGUGAAGAGCGGCGAGGGCAUGGGGAUGGUGAACAGCCUGCUGCAGUCGCUGCACACGAGUGCGGUGGUGUGGGGCAAUUGGGAUCGCAUGGUGGUGGUGCAGCUUUCGUGGUUGUCGUGCGGGCUGUAUGCGCGCGACUGGUCUACGGUGUGGGGCUGCCUGCGGUGGAUGGCGCAGGAGAUGCAGUUCCACAACUUUCCGCUGCAGCUGGCUGCGAGCCUGGCGAACGGGACGGGGUUCCACAGUCUGGGGAGGUUGAUCAGCAACAACGACAUCAAGUUCUACCAGCGUCGCAUGCGGCAGGGCGAGGCGGUGGCGCGCGGGGCCACGUGUCGCUUUUCGACGCACAAUCGUCGGUGGCAAGUGCCUGUCGGUGUGCUGGAACGGGAGGCGGAGACGAAAGAUCUGGUGGAGGAGGCGAGACGUGCGACCGAGGAGCGCGAGCUCGACGACGGUGUGGUGGUUGCCUUGGAGGAUGAUGAUCACGCGAGUGGUUCAGACGCCGAAACUGACGAGGGGGAUAUCAAAGGCGACCGACCGGAUGCGGCUCUGGCAGUGCGCCUUGCACGGCCCACUAAACCCUCGCCGCUUGGCGAGAUGUUCUACGGCUACAUGCUGUUGUACUCGGGAGGCUACCAAUCAUCGGCUGCGUUUUUUGGUCGUGCGCAUGCGAUCCAACCCACGGAUGCGCUGCUCAGCCUCGUGAGUGCAGUUGCAUUCCUGAGCCGCAGCACCAACCGCCAAACGGAUAAUCGUCACCAUAUGGUUCUGACGGCCACGACGUUCUUUCACAACUACCGUCGCAACCGUGCAAGGAGGGCAGAGGAGGAGUACAAUGCCGCCCGAUUGCUCCACCAUAUCGGCCUCACUCAUCUCGCGGAGCCGCAUUAUAGGAAAGUGCUCGAAAUGCCCGACGAGGGGCAAGGAUGGAGUCUCAAGAGGGAGGCAGCUUGGAACUUGGCCAUGAUCUAUACCACAUCUAGCAACACCAAGCUAGCUCGCCAGAUGUAUGAGGAGUACCUCACCGUGUAG
This is a messenger RNA of Moesziomyces aphidis, 3753 nucleotides long. Lineage: Eukaryota; Fungi; Basidiomycota; Ustilaginomycetes; Ustilaginales; Ustilaginaceae. The record is from the annotation of a GenBank genome assembly.